Endocarpon pusillum Z07020 is the source of this 1218-nucleotide messenger RNA. RefSeq lists its product as uncharacterized. The transcript has 2 exons. The record is from RefSeq and is a predicted model, not a curated record. Bases 1 to 1218 code for a protein of 405 amino acids. NCBI's taxonomy places the organism in Eukaryota, Fungi, Ascomycota, Eurotiomycetes, Verrucariales, Verrucariaceae.
AUGACCUCUCCGAUCAAAGAGUACCUCACCAAAAGUCUUCUGUUGCUGGCUCUUCACUUGAUUGGAGUCGAGUGCAACAUCGAUGGCUGUGGUGUCAGGUACGCUACGUUCGCUGGGUGCAGAGAACACUGCAAAGUGGAACAUGAAGGGACUGAAGUUGCAUACAACGCGCGUGCCAAGAAAGCCGCAAACACUACUACUAGUAGUACUAGUAGGCGACACAUAGCGGCCAAGCGGGCCAAGGCGAUAAGGGGCUUAUGUACUGUAUACUUGAACUGCGCCAACGAGGCUGUGGUCGAUGCAGGGGGAAUGGUUCCAGCAUGCGAAGAACACCAUGAGCGCUACUUGAAAAUGAAGGCGACAGGGGGACGCUACGCUCUAUCCAAAGCAAAAAGGACGGGCUGGGGAGUCGACGUAGGCAAUCCGGAUGAAAUGACAGUAUGCCCAUCAGCAGUUCCCGUCUCAUCGGCUGUCGUGCAACUGGCCCGCUUUAUCGAAAGCGCGAAUAGACUCGGACGAGUAUACUGCAGUGAUACGGAAUUCGCAACAGUACCAAUAAAGAAUAGGAAGAAAAGAAAACUCAUUCCGGUCGAACUCGCCGUUUACGACCUCAAUGGAGAAUUGGUCAUUUACACUCCCAUCAAGUACGAUCAGUCGGUCGAAGAACUUCUGGCCGAUGCUCCUCGCACUGGGCCACCAACAAGAUUUAGUUGGGGCGUUAUGCAAAUAAUCUAUGGCGAAGGACCCCAAACUCGUGGGAUUACAAUUGACGACAUUCGAGAUAUAUUGUUGGAUGCAGUUCAGAGCACACUUGACCACUCAUCACAAAAUUAUAAGGAGACGUUGCAUAUCCAAGAGCAACUACGAAAGGAGUGCGGGGUUGAUGAGGAUUACGACGUUCAAAGCGAGAACGAAACCGACCUUCUCGACAUUCGGGUGCCGGAGAAGCGGGCUGUGAAGGAAAUGACGGACGAAGACAGAGAACUCAUCGCUCUAUUUUGGAAAUCCCGUCAAAUUCUAGAGCCAGUAAAUGAAGCCACUGGCAUGCCUCGCGCUAAGAUGGCGUACGAGAUGGCGGACGGGAACGAUCAAGACACUCUCGAGUAUUUGCAGAUAUUUGCGAGUGUUAAAGAUGAAGCCGAAUCAGAAAGCGACGAUGAGGGUCCUGAGGGCGGCGAGGCGGGUGAUGACAGCGGAGGCGACACUGGCGACGAGUAG